Messenger RNA from Drosophila hydei, 2459 nucleotides. RefSeq names its product mitochondrial import receptor subunit TOM70 (gene Tom70). Lineage: Eukaryota; Metazoa; Arthropoda; Insecta; Diptera; Drosophilidae. The coding region runs from base 328 to 2121 and encodes 597 amino acids. The transcript has 3 exons. The record is from RefSeq and is a predicted model, not a curated record. Gene Ontology annotation, molecular function: protein binding.
GCUGUUCGGUAAUUCGGUGUGUUCUAUUUUCUAAGCAGGCUAGUUGUAUUCCAUAAUAUUAAUUUUUAUUUACUUUUCACUAAAAAGCAUUCAAGCAACAGUUCAUAUUUGCAAAAUUCAUUGCAGUGUUAAAUUACAAGACAAACGUGAGUAACCAAAGGUCGCCUGCCUCUCACACUCCAAACCAUGUGUUAAAAAUCAAUAAGGGGAAGGGCAUAGCUAAAGCUGACGAUUGAGGCCCCCCGCCCGGUACACUUAGCGAAUCGCCGCUAUUUGCGCUCUGAACUCUUUUCUACAAGCUGCACACACAUUUAGGAAGGCCCACAAAUGGCAACGUUCCUUAACAUUCACUCGGUCAAACUAAACAAAUGGCAGGUUGCCCUUCUUUUGGGCACGCCCCUGGCCAUCGGCCUGGGCAUGUAUGUGCUGAAUCGCAGUUCUCGCGAUGGCGCCAAAAGCGGUAGCACGCAAGGCAAAUCAAGUGAGGGCGGUCAGUCGCGACAAAAGAGCAAAAUUGAAAAGCAAGCCCUCUCCAUUGAUGGCACCGCCUCAGAUUCAGAGCUGGAAAGAAAGCAGAAAUCGGCAGAGCUGGGUGAAAAGUUAUCACCGUUGAAGGAAGCCAACAACUACAAGAUGGAGGGCAAUAAUUGCUAUCGGAAUGCCAAAUUCGAUGAGGCAAUCAGCUUUUACGACAAGGCUAUAGACAAGUGUCCCCCCGAGCAUCGCACGGAUAUGGCAAUUUUUUAUCAAAAUCGCGCGGCGGCUUACGAAAUGCUUAAGAAGUGGAACAAGGUGAAGGAGGACUGCGGUCUUUCGCUGGAAUACAAUCCCCGAUAUGCGAAGGCCUAUUAUAGGCGGGCGCGUGCCCAUGAGGCCACCAAAGAUAUGAUUGAGUGCCUGGACGAUGUCACCGCCACCUGUAUAUUGGAAAUGUUUCAGAACAACAAUACCAUUAUGUUCGCCGAUCGAGUGCUGAAGGAGACGGGCCGCCUGGACGCCGAACGGGGUCUGCGGGAUCGUGUGCCUGUGGUGCCCUCGACGAGCUUCAUCAACACCUACAUGCGUUCCUUUAUAGCCGAUCCUCUGCAAACGAUGACCGUGCCCCCAGCGGUGGACGAUGCGCCGCCGCGCGGUUUUGUCCGCGCCCGACGCGCGUUCGAUGAACAGAAAUAUGAUGAAAUCAUUGCGGCAUGUACAGAAGAAAUUGAAUCUUCAGAAGCGGAAUCACAAUACAAGGUGGAGGCGCUCCUAAUGCGCGGCACAUUCCAUUUGCUGUGCGGCUCCUUCGCCGACAGCAAGCUCGAUUUUGAUGCCAUACUGGCGAAUGCUGAUGCGGAUGUCACACUCCGCACCUAUGCGUAUAUAAGACGUGCUGCCUUAUUCAUUCAGACGGAAGAGCGUGAUAGGGGACUGGAGGACUUUGCGGAAGCAGAGAAACUGACGCCCAACAAUCCAGAUGUAUACCAUCAGCGUGCGCAGAUCCUGUUGCUGCUGGAACAGAUCGAAGCAGCGUUAAUGGAGUUCGACAAGGCUGUGCAACUGGCACCCAAUCAUGCAAUAGCCAAUGUACAGAAAUGCUAUGCGGAGUAUCGACUGUCCCUGUUAUCCGUCGAUCAGAAGCGCCUGGAGCGCGUCAUACAGGACUUCGAGCAUGCUAUCGAAAAGUUUCCGGACUGUGUCGAGUGCUACAGUUUGAUGGCUCAGGUAUUGGCCGAUCAGCAGCAGUUCCCACAAGCGCAACAAUUCUACGACAUGGCCAUGAAGAGGGCGCCCACAAAUCCCGCUUUGCUCGUCCAUCAGGCGAUAAUGAUGCUGCAAUGGCGCGGCGACAUUGAGGCAGCUGUAGCGCUACUAAAUCGCGCCAUUGAAGUGGAUCCCAAAUGCGAGUUGGCCUAUGAGACGCUUGGCACCGUUGAGGUACAGCGCGCCCAGCUGCGGCGUGCUGUUGAUCUGUUUGAGAAGGCGCUGCUCUAUGCCAAGAGCCAGGCGGAGCUGGUCCAUGUGUACUCGCUGCGUAACGCGGCGCUAGCUCAAAUCAAUGUCACUCGCAAGCUGGGCAUCGACAUGAACUCUGUAUCAGCGAUGGCCCAAUCAGGUUUUCUAUCACAGGGAUCCGCGUAGACGAGGGGCGAUUGGUCAGCAAACGUUGCCCCAACAUGGCGACAUGUAGGCAGCCAAAUAAGCGAGCAUUUAUAUGCGUUUCAACUGACGUUGUGUGCAACCUAAGUAUAUUUACAAUGACCUCCCCACUCCCCCCGACGCACGCACACACAACAACACAAACACUAAAAAUACAACACACCACAAACACACACACACACACACACUAAUCAAUGAAAUCAAAUGAUCAGCCGUGUUAUAUACACAAGACACAUAAAAAGAUAUGGAAAAUCUUAUUUUAGUUAUUGUGCUCCUCUAGUUUUAGCAAUGAAAGUCGUAUAUAAUGAAACUUAUAACAG